Messenger RNA from Colletotrichum paranaense, 1368 nucleotides. RefSeq lists its product as uncharacterized. Bases 1 to 1368 code for a protein of 455 amino acids. The record is from RefSeq and is a predicted model, not a curated record. Lineage: Eukaryota; Fungi; Ascomycota; Sordariomycetes; Glomerellales; Glomerellaceae. The transcript is spliced from 3 exons.
AUGGAACUCCUAGUCGUCUUGCUAGGACUUUUCCUGUGGGCUGGCGCCACGCCGGUUUCGGAGAAGAUGGACUCCAUCUGGAAUAAAGAAAACAUUUGUCAAGAUUGGGACUUUUCGACUGCGGAAGGUGUCGAAAAAUUGUGGCAAGAAACUGCCGCGGGCUUUUCUCUUGAUUUCUUCCUCGAAAUAAGCCUGAGUGUGGCGUUCUCCCAAAAUAAGGCAAACGAAGGCUGGACCACCAAGCUUGAACAUAAAAUACGAAGCAAUGGUCGUCCUAGAGUCGGCGGCUGUUCGACAAUCGGCGGCCAAUGCAGCCCUUUUAGCGACUGGGACUGCGAGAGAUACUAUGAUGAAACCAACAAGACUAGCUUUGGCACAAACUCAUACUGGGUCUUCCAAGCCGUCAUAGGGCUACACAGCAAGAUUGACAAGAUCAGCGGAGAGAUUACUCGACAAACCCUCGUGGAGAAUUUGAAGAUAUCGCAGACGCUCAGUGAGUUCGACUCGCCGGACACGAAGGCUUCAAGUGUGUUCAAGUGGAUUGCAGCCGCUGCAUCGAUGGGAGGCGGUCUCAUGUCUUUGCCAGGAGCGGCAAUGGUACUGGGCCCUGCCGGAUUCGUGACUGCAGGACUAGCUAUCAUUGGCAGCAUCUCUUCUCAAAUGGCCGAUGCGGAAUCGAAAGAGAAUACAGAGGCGAAUGAUGUUGCAGUUGCCUUGGGGAAUGCUUUUGAAAGCCUCACAAAAGGCCUCGAAGACAUCCUUCGCGUCGCUACAGGUGGAGGGAUUGAUGACAAUGAGUAUAAUGCUCUUCCUAGUCUUGGAAACGAGAGGGACAAUUUCCUCAGCAAAGUUCCCGCUUUUCUGAACGGCGGUUGGCCAUUACUUGUUGAGAACUCGCGCGAAUUCGCAAGCUGGGUUGGCAUCAUCAGUGAUAACCUCAAGAUGAAAGUGGCAACUGAGGCCAUGAAGUCUUCGAAACUACAUCUGGUGGCAGACAGGCACAGAGAUGCCGGAACCAGAGAAGGAUGUGGAACCGACAUAGGCCGUCAGUGGAUGGAAUUGAGGAACGGCGAAGAGUACUGUUUCUACCUAAUGAGAGAAUCGGCUGACACCUUUUGGUACAAGGCCGAGCCCAGGAUCUACGAAGCGAUGGAGAGGCACGGCAUUGGGAAUCGAGUACCAUUCUACGCUGCCAUUAUUGACUGCGCCCUCAAUGGGAAUGGCGAUGGCGUGGAGAUUGGAGGUGGAAUAGGAAAGAUACCUCGAUGCUACUUCGACCUCGCGGCAGUCUUUUACGACGAGAGCGGGAACUGCAUGGAUCCUACCAUUGAUGGCUGCAGGUCAGUAAAAACUUCACCGCUCUCGUAG